This is a messenger RNA of Corticium candelabrum, 572 nucleotides long. RefSeq lists its product as uncharacterized. The transcript has a single exon. Bases 3 to 386 code for a protein of 127 amino acids. NCBI's taxonomy places the organism in Eukaryota, Metazoa, Porifera, Homoscleromorpha, Homosclerophorida, Plakinidae. The record is from RefSeq and is a predicted model, not a curated record.
GCAUGCGCAAUGUCAUAUUUGCUUCAUAUAUAGUCAUAUAUAGCGAUGCUUCAGGGGAGGAAGAAGAAACUGACACAGAUGUUGAGGAGCUCAGCCAGUUAAUUUCUUUGCUGGACGUUCCUACAGACGAUCAGAUGUCAGCCAGUGACUUCGUCAGUGUUGACUCAGAUGCUGAAACAGGCCACUCCCUGACUGAUGAGGAAAUUGUGGAAUUGGUUACUGCUACAGAUAUGGACGAUAGAGACGAAAAUGAAGAUGAUGACAGUGAUCCCCACUUGCUGUCACCUUGUCUGAUGCACUCGUUGCAGUUCACACUUUUACAACCUCUAUGGAACAAGAUUUCCUAUCUUUCAAGGAUGAGACUUGUGCUGUCCGAUCUUGCAUAGUAAACUGCAACAUAUUAGUGUUGUAUGUGCACAGCAACGUAGAAUUGAUUUGUAUUUUAAGUAACCACAUGUCAUCAUGAGUUUUAUCAGCAGAUUAAGAGCUUCAUUCUUACCUUUCCCUUAUUAGUCCGACAACUUAGAUAAUGAGGUUUGAUGUCGGAUUAUCCGAUAAUCCGACACCCUCAC